Daldinia caldariorum is the source of this 690-nucleotide messenger RNA. RefSeq lists its product as uncharacterized. Lineage: Eukaryota; Fungi; Ascomycota; Sordariomycetes; Xylariales; Hypoxylaceae. The record is from RefSeq and is a predicted model, not a curated record. Bases 173 to 463 code for a protein of 96 amino acids. The transcript has 2 exons.
AAAAAAAAAAAAAAAAAAAAAAAAAAAAAAAAAAAAAAUAGGAAGAAUACGAUCGUUACCAGGUAGGUAUAUAUAUGAAAGGGCGGUGAAGGAUGAUGGAAGUAGCUCGACCAAACAAUGUUAGAAGACAUGACCUGAAUACGCUAUUGAAUCUUCUUUACGACCACCCUCUAUGUCUACAUCCACGAGAUCUGACUUUUCGGCUAUUGUGUCCGAUGAUGGAAGUACGUCUCACGCUCUACAUCCGUCGUAUUGCUUGGACGCGUAUCUACUGAGCCCACCUACGUCUGCGACUGAACGGAUUGUUGCCAACCAGACGAAAGCAAUUAGGGCAGCCCGUGCCGAGAUGAAAGCUGCACUUCGGUCAUGGGAAUACGAUUUCGAUAAGUUACAGGAUUCAGGGGUUAUAGAGCAAGGAGAGAGGGCGAGUAAAGUGCAUAUACGUUCUUCAACUCAAAAAUAGAGGAUUGGCUAUGAUGAAUUACAUCCCAAUGGAUUUUAUAAAUGUUGAAUCUAGACGGUUUCAAUUAAAAGCUUAAAGAAAAGAUAAAUAUCCACUCUAUAGUGGGGAAUAUGCCCAACUUACAACCUUGGAAGUUACUUGUAACCAUGUAACUACCUAGGUAGGUACCUAAGGUAGGUACUAAGAGGAGCUACCUGACCUUAGCUUUCCAGAAGAAAAUCUAGGAC